Messenger RNA from Cladocopium goreaui, 841 nucleotides. Lineage: Eukaryota; Dinophyceae; Suessiales; Symbiodiniaceae. The record is from the annotation of a GenBank genome assembly.
AGCUUGACAAACUAGCCGGAACAAGCGCUGCCAAUUCAACUGUUGUGAAUACAAGCCCAAGGAAAGAUGAGCGGCCUGAUGGAGUAUAACGGAUCUGCCAUCGUUGCAAUGGCAGGCGAGAAUUGUGUAGGCAUUGCAUCUGACACCCGUCAUGGAAUUCGGCAGCUGCAGACUGUAAGCUGCAAUAGGCAGAAGACUUUUCAGGUGACCGAUCAAUGCUACGUGGGACUGUCCGGUCUAGCUACGGAUGUUCAGACGGUGAGCCAAUUGCUGAAUUUCCGCAUGAAGCUCUUCACACUCCGCGAGGAGCGAAAGAUGCAGCCUCGCAUGAUAGGGAACAUGAUCGCAUCCAUGCUGUACGAGAAGCGCUUUGGACCAUAUUUCACCGAGCCAGUCGUCGCUGGCCUGGACGGCGAACACAAGCCGUACCUGUGUACAUUUGACUUCAUUGGGUGUCUUUCCACCGCAGAGGAUUUUGUGGUUUCCGGCACCACAGCGGAACAGCUCUUUGGUGUGUGUGAGUCCUUCUGGCGACCUGGUAUGAACAAAGAUGAGCUGUUUGAGACUCUUUCCCAGUGCCUAUUAUCUGCUGCUGAUCGCGACUGCCUUGCAGGUUGGGGUGGCGUUGUCCAUAUCAUCACGCCAGAUGAAAUCAUCACCAAGAAACUGAAGGGACGCAUGGACUAGCACUUCAAAGUGAAGGUCACCGAGCACCCCGCAUGAGAAGCUUGCUGACACAGCUAAAGCUGGAACCGUAAUUCCGCAAGAACAGGUGUGAGAUUGAGUGUUAUCCUACUUUCCAGUGUUCAGUUUGGUUCCUUAUGUGUGCAAAGAUGGUCAC